Molecule: messenger RNA, 1773 nt
Organism: Aspergillus melleus
Lineage: Eukaryota; Fungi; Ascomycota; Eurotiomycetes; Eurotiales; Aspergillaceae
Product: FHA domain-containing serine/threonine-protein kinase
Exons: 6
Coding region: 1-1773 (590 amino acids)
Biological process (GO): meiotic recombination checkpoint signaling; protein phosphorylation
Cellular component (GO): nucleus; cytoplasm
Molecular function (GO): ATP binding; protein serine/threonine kinase activity; protein binding
Source: RefSeq, a predicted model, not a curated record
AUGACCACUCGCCCUCAACCCUUUGAAUCUUCCAACUUCCUCUAUAUUGGUACCUUAUCAAGAUGGGAUCCAUUUACAAGGAAGUCCAUCCACCCAUUGCCCAUGUACAGUGACCAGGAGAUAUACGUUGGUCGUGAUCCAAGUUGCUGCAUAUUUUACUUGCCCGAUAAGUACGUCUCUAGGAAGCAUAUCCACAUCUAUGCAGUUGUAUUUGAUCGAGACAAUCCACAAGAAGUCGCACCGUUGGUUUACGCCCAGGAUCUAUCGCAAAAUGGUACCCUGUGGAAUGGAUACCCUAUGGGCAACGAGAAUCGCAGCUUCCUCCUCAGUCAUGGUGACAUUCUGCACAUGAACGGGAUUUCCCUCCGCUAUACUUGCCAUGAUGAUAGGGAUACAGACCACCUGGACUCCCUACAGAGCGUGGAAAUUAAGGCUUUUGCCGAUAAAUAUACCGUUACGCAGCGGAAAUUAGGUUCUGGUGCCUAUGGAAAAGUGCUGAUGGCCUUACGGAAUGAAACCGGCCAACAACUUGCCUGUAAGAUCAUUGACCUGAGAGUAUUGAAAGAAAGGUUCGUCCGAGAAGCAGAGGAAAGGCAUCAAUCUAGGUCUUUUGCCCAGGUUUCUGCUGCGGGAGAAGUGGUGGCUGUUCGUCGGCCAAGGAACCCCCAGGAAAAACUAGCAGAUAUUGACCGCGAAGCUCAGAUCUUGGAGGGACUCUCUCAUCCAAACGUCAUUGGGAUUGAAAGAGUCAUCAAGUCCAGUGAUACGAUUUAUCUUUUCCAAGAGCUGAUCACAGCGGGCGAUCUGUUCUCUUACAUUCAGUUCAAGGGUGGGAGACUUCCCGAUAUUGAAGCAGCUGUCAUCGUGCGACAGAUUUCUAAGGCUUUGGAAUACCUGCAUCAGCGAAAUAUCGUCCACCGGGAUCUCAAACCAGACAAUAUCCUCAUGACAUCUCUAGCAGAUGGGUGUAGAGUCGUUCUCACAGAUUUCGGAUGUGCACGAACGAUACAACCUAGGCUGGAAAGAAUGUCGACUGUCGUUGGCACAUUUGAUUAUAGCGCACCAGAGGUUCUUCAACAGACCAGUCAAGGCUAUACGAAAGCUGUAGAUCUCUGGUCCCUGGGCUGUAUCACUUUUGUGCUUCUCACCGGUGACAUUCCUUUUAGAGAUGAGGUUGCUAGGACCAUGUGUACGGAACUUGCUCGAACCACCGGCCUAGAGCAGCUGGAAAUGGAAUUGGGAUUGAACGGUGUUGGGGAUCGUGCGGGAGAUUUUGUCCUGCGGUUACUUGUGUUCGAUGAGACAAGGAGAAUGGAUGCAAAGCAGGCCCUUGAUCACGACUGGUUUAGCAACCGAGCGCAUAAGGCGGAAUUUGAAGAGCUUUAUAAGCGGUCUACCAAGAGAUGGAAGCCCCGCGUGCAUACCAGACCCUUGACGAUUCAGUUGCGCGAUCUUAUGAGCGAUCCUAAUCGAUACAACGAAGCACAGGGCUCUCAAUCGCAACAACUAGAUGAUACUGUCGGUGCCCGAGGCUUAAAUAGAAGCCACUCACUUGUAUCUGCCACCCUUUCCGACCCAGUACUUCCACCGCAUCACAGGUCCGAAGGCGCGAUAAGCAGCCAAAGCUCUAUCUGGGAACGAUUACCCAGUCGAUCUCAGACCAGCUCCGUCAUCGUCCAGCCCGAAAGCUCCGGAAAGCCUGCUUCUUCAAAUGAUCACACACAAAUCUCCCAUGCAGACAUUGGUGAGUCAUCGAGAAACCAAGCAACCUGA